AUGCGAUUGCCUGCAAGAGCUGCACUUGGGAUUCCGAAUGUGUUUACCUCCCAACACAGGCGGUCUCGUGUGCACUGCACUGUUACCAACGGUCACGCGAUGGCCUCCCUUACCGCAUCACUCUUUCCCUUGAGCUCGCUUCGCGUCGUUGAAGUAACCAGCCCGCGCGAGUGCCGCGAAAUCCAAGUGUCGCAGCACACCACGUGGGCGCCAGCGUUGACUCUCCAGCAGUUCCUGCAGCGCGAGCAGCAGCUGGGCAGCCAUGCAUGGGCGCAAGCCAACCUGCGCACAUGGGCCCUCGUAUCAGCUGUCUCAUGUCAUGUGCUUUUGGAUCUGAUAUCCUCGCGUGUGAGGGCGAGAGAGGCGGUGCUUGCAUGGCUACCAGUCGUUGCACCCAUGCCUACGCUCACCCUAACCUCCCGUGCCCCCUAUGCACCUCAUGCCUUUGACCCCCUCUCACCAGACGCGGAUGAGUCAGAGGAUCAAGUAGAGGCACGCACACCCGAGCACCAAGCACUAGCACACCCGCCCGCGCCUCUUCAUGCCUCUGCCACCGCCACUGCCAGCACGAGUGCGAGCACCACAGGGGAGCACAGUGCGGCGUUUGUGUCUGUGCCAUGUGGCAGCAGCAGCGGUGGGGGCGGCAGGGAGGGCAGGGUGGAGCGCAGGAGAGUGCUGGCGUCGCUCGAGACGUACCGCCAGGACGCCCUUCUUCUCCCCGCCCUCUCUGCCUCCACCUCGCCAACACAUUCCCCUCUCCAUGCGCCCACAUCGUCAGCAGCAUCAUCGGCAGCAGCAGCACCGUCAGACUCAGUGUCAAGCCCAGCAUCACAAGCGCUCCAGGGGAACGCGUACGGCAUUGCAUCAGUGUUCACACCGCCCGCAAUGAGAGGUCAGGGCCUGGCCACCCACCUGUGCCGCGCCGUGCCCUCCCUGCUCGCACAGUGCGACCCCUCCGCCCUCGCUGCUGUGCUGUAUUCAGACGUGGGCGAGCACCUGUACGCUCGUGCAGGCUUCACCGCACCGCCACACGUGCUGCCGCCGUCAAUGCAUGCAAUUGGGGUGCGCGGGGGAGAGGAGGGCGAGAGGCGCGUGCGGGAGAGCAGUGCGCGGGUGGAGUGGCUGAGACGAGGCGAGCAGGUGGCUGCUGCUGUGGAUGGCUAUGUGCACAUGCUAUCCCAGCGCCCUGCUCACUCCGCCUCCUUCCUCGUGCUGCCUUCAGCCGCGCAGGUGGAUUGGAUGGUGGAGAGGGAGCAUUACUGCGCGCAACUACUGGGAGUGGAGCCCUUGCCGUGGUCAGGAGCACGGUGCAAUGAUGCCCUCAUGGUAUGGACCAUGGAUGUGGCGCAGCACAGCAAGUACAUCAAGGUGCUGCUCUUCCACGGUCAGUCACUCAUCCCUGCCCCCUUCCCCCCAUCCCUGCUCUUCCACGGUCAGUCACUCAUCCCUGCCCCCUUCCCCCCAUCCCUGCUCUUCCACGGUCAGUCACUCAUCCCUGCCCCCUUCCCCCCAUCCCUGCUCUUCCACGGUCAGUCACUCAUCCCUGCCCCCUUCCCCCCAUCCCUGCUCUUCCACGGUCAGUCACUCAUCCCUGCCCCCUUCCCCCCAUCCCUGCUCUUCCACGGUCAGUCACUCAUCCCUGCCCCCUUCCCCCCAUCCCUGCUCUUCUACGGUCAGUCACUCAUCCCUGCCCCCUUCCCCCCAUCCCUGCUCUUCCACGGUCAGUCACUCAUCCCGGCCCCCUUCCCCCCAUCCCUGCUCUUCCACGGUCAGUCACUCAUCCCGGCCCCCUUCCCCCCAUCCCUGCUCUUCCACGGUCAGUCACUCAUCCCUGCCCCCUUCCCCCCAUCCCUGCUCUUCCACGGUCAGUCACUCAUCCCUGCCCCCUUCCCCCCAUCCCUGCUCUUCCACGGUCAGUCACUCAUCCCUGCCCCCUUCCCCCCAUCCCUGCUCUUCUACGGUCAGUCAGUCAUCCCUGCCCCCUUCCCCCCAUCCCUGCUCUUCCACGGUCAGUCACUCAUCCCGGCCCCCUUCCCCCCAUCCCUGCUCUUCCACGGUCAGUCACUCAUCCCUGCCCCCUUCCCCCCAUCCCUGCUCUUCCACGGUCAGUCACUCAUCCCUGCCCCCUUCCCCCCAUCCCUGCUCUUCCACGGUCAGUCACUCAUCCCUGCCCCCUUACCCCCAUCCCUGCUCUUCCACGCGCACUUGCUUUCUUCUCUCCAUCCCCCGUCCUCCUGCCUCUCACCUGCUCCCGUCCACGUCUCCCCAUCAGCGGGCAGCAACCCGUCAGACACAGCAGCGGUGAUGGCAGCGGCAGUGCAUGCUGCCAUGCAUGCACGCAUCCCCUGCACCGCUCCUUCAACCACCUCUGCACCAUCAGCAUCUUCUGGGGGUGUGGUAGCGUGGGGCCCUGAAGCCAUCACAGGCUCAUGGCCAAUCCAAGACCGCCACCUGGCAGAAGCAGGCGUCACGGUGCAUAGGGGGCCACGCAGCAGCAGCAUUCCCAUGCUCGCCCCUCUCUCACCUGCCGUCGCUGCACCCAUGUGGUCGUUCAUUCCCCAGGCCAUCUGGGUGUGA
This is a messenger RNA of Closterium sp. NIES-65, 2577 nucleotides long. Lineage: Eukaryota; Viridiplantae; Streptophyta; Zygnematophyceae; Desmidiales; Closteriaceae. The record is from the annotation of a GenBank genome assembly.